AGACUCUCUAGGGCUGGCGUAGUAACCGUUGCGUAUAAAACCCUAGAACCCCCCCAACUUCCUCUCUUCCGCUCCAACUCUCUUACUCUUAAUUUCCAGAAUUUCAAAGAGAAGAAGAAGAAGCGCGGGAGAAACACGAGAUGCCUCCCAAAGCAGCGAAAUCAAAGGAAGCCCCAGCCGAGAGGCCUAUUCUUGGACGCUUUUCUUCCCACCUCAAAGUUGGAAUUGUCGGGUUGCCAAAUGUGGGGAAAUCUACCCUUUUCAACACGCUCACCAAGUUAUCUAUACCGGCUGAAAACUUUCCCUUCUGUACCAUUGAGCCCAAUGAGGCUCGAGUUAAUGUUCCCGAUGAGCGAUUUGAAUGGCUUUGUCAACUGUACAAGCCAAAGAGCGAGAUAUCAGCUUUUCUAGAAAUUCAUGAUAUUGCUGGACUUGUUCGUGGUGCUCAUGAAGGACAAGGAUUGGGGAAUAGUUUCUUGUCUCAUAUCCGGGCAGUAGAUGGGAUUUUUCACGUUCUACGUGCGUUUGAAGAUCCUGAUAUCAUCCAUGUUGAUGACUCCAUCGAUCCUGUUAGGGAUCUAGAAGUUAUAUCUGCAGAAUUGCGGCUAAAGGAUAUUGAGUUCAUGGAGAGGAGAAUUGAUGAUCUUGAAAAGAGCAUGAAGAGGAGCAAUGAUAAGCAACUGAAACUCGAGCAUGAGUUAUGCAUACGGGUCAAAGCGUCUCUUGAGGAGGGAAAAGACGCACGCCUGGUCGAGUGGAAAGCUGCUGAUAUUGAGAUAUUGAAUACUUUCCAAUUGCUUACUGCAAAGCCUGUUGUUUACUUGGUUAACAUGAAUGAAAAAGAUUAUCAAAGAAAAAAGAACAAGUUUCUACCGAAGAUCCAUGCUUGGGUGCAGGAGCAUGGCGGUGAAACUAUAAUCCCUUUCAGCUGUGUUUUAGAGAGGAAUCUUGCUGAUAUUUCCCCAGAUGAAGCUGCUAAGUAUUGUGAGGAGAACAAGGUUCAAAGUGCCCUUCCUAAGAUCAUCAAGACGGGAUUCGCAGCCAUUAAUCUCAUAUACUUUUUCACUGCAGGGCCAGAUGAGGUAAAGUGCUGGCAAAUUCGUCGACAGACUAAAGCUCCUCAAGCUGCAGGAACAAUUCAUACUGAUUUUGAAAAAGGUUUCAUAUGUGCUGAGGUUAUGAAAUUUGAAGAUCUAAAGGAGCUCGGAAGUGAGUCAGCCGUAAAGGCUGCUGGGAAGUAUCGGCAGGAGGGGAAGACUUACGUUGUCCAGGAUGGGGACAUUAUUUUCUUCAAAUUUAAUGUUUCUAGUGGAGGGAAGAAGUAGAUUUCCAUCCUCUUCCUAUAACCAAAAAAUUGGAAUAAUUGUAAUUUGUAAUUGCUUGAAAUUUAUUUAUAUAUUUGACGAGGGAUGUAAAAUUUUGGGAUCUUGAUUAGAAGUAUAAAAAUAUUCUUGUAUUGUGUACC
Messenger RNA from Sesamum indicum (sesame), 1465 nucleotides. Its product is annotated as GTP binding protein. Gene Ontology annotation, cellular component: cytoplasm. Lineage: Eukaryota; Viridiplantae; Streptophyta; Magnoliopsida; Lamiales; Pedaliaceae. The record is from RefSeq and is a predicted model, not a curated record. Gene Ontology annotation, molecular function: ATP hydrolysis activity; ATP binding; GTP binding.